AUGUCAAGUAAAAAGUUAUCGCCUAGUGAGGAACUUGAGAAGCAAUAUAGGGAUUAUAAAGCACAAUUUGAGGAGUGGAAACUAAAAAAUCGAGAUUCUGAAGGAACUGAGGCUUAUGUAAAUUAUGUCAAACAGUUCCAUCAGUGGGAAAAAGACGUUGAAAAAAGACGAGCAACGUUACGGCAGAAGGCAGAAAUUGACAGAAUAUCAGCAGAAAAAGAAGCUGAAAUAUCUAGAAAAGAAACUGAGGAAAAGAGGAGAAAAGAAGGUUUUUUUGAAUUUUUAAAAAUUUUUAGAAAUUUUUGGAGUGCUUUUCCCAAUUCUUUUAAAGCAUUUGGGAAUUUUGAACUUUAUGGACUACAUUUCGAUUUCUUUCCUUAUUUUCUCUGUUCCAUCUCUGCCAUUAAAUUAACACCCCGACCAGGUUAA
Messenger RNA from Meloidogyne enterolobii, 429 nucleotides. The record is from the annotation of a GenBank genome assembly. Lineage: Eukaryota; Metazoa; Nematoda; Chromadorea; Rhabditida; Meloidogynidae.